AUGAAAUCAUCUAUCUAUCUAUCUAUCUAUCUAUCUAUCUAUCUAUCUAUCUAUGUGCUUGUCUCUAUUCAUAUUUCAUUCAUCUAUCUAUCUAUCUAUCUAUCUAUCUAUCCCAGUGUGUGUACAAUCGUCUAUCGUUCUAUCUUCCAUCUAUCUAUCUAUCUAUUAUUUUUCUUAUAUCUAUGGAAUUUUGGCCAUCUGAAUGCUAAGCCUGUCGCGUUCUCUUUUGCUCAUCACUUUGCAAAAAAUUAUCUAUCUAAGCAUGUUAAUUAUUUUCAUUUUUCUAUCUAUCUAUCUAUCCAUCUCUCUAUCUAUCUAUUCAUUCAUUUUCUGUUGUUGUUUAAUUAUCUAUCCUUCAUUUUCUAUCUAUUCUUCUAUCUAUCUAUCUGUCUAUCUUUCUAUUCCUUUCUCCCUUUUUGGUAUCUAUUCAUUCAUUCUGUUUUUAUUUAUCUAUCUUUUUUGUUCAUUGUUUUUUUGUCUGUCUAUCUUUUUUUGUUCCAUCUACUUCAUUCUAUUUUUUUAUCUAUAUACCUAAUCAUUUCAUCUAUCUAUCAUUCAUCUAUCUAUCUAUCUAUCUAUCUAUCUAUCUAUAUGUGUGCCUGUAUAAUGAUGUUAUAA
Messenger RNA from Acanthosepion pharaonis, 618 nucleotides. The record is from the annotation of a GenBank genome assembly. NCBI's taxonomy places the organism in Eukaryota, Metazoa, Mollusca, Cephalopoda, Sepiida, Sepiidae.